GGGAGGCAAAUGUCGGAGGAGCUGCCAUCUUUGACGAGGGCUUGCCAGACACUGGAGUGACGUGACCACGCUCCUCGGCGCCCCGACGUGCGCGCUCCGGCAUUACCCGGUGGACGGGGACCGCGCCUGCAUCUCCGUGACUGGCUGAUCCCAAGAUGGCGGCCUGCGGACGUGUCCGGCUGUGCUGGCUGCUGCUGCUGAGCGUUGGCUUGGCUCUACUCUGGGGCCCGGAGGUCAGGGCCCAGGCUGCGGCGCAGGAGGUGGCUGCGGCCGGGGCGGUGGUGGCUCAGCCUGGGGCCUCGCAGCCCCGGAGACUCCCCGGCAUCAGGUUGAUCGAGGAGGAGGCCUGCCGGGAGGACAUCACCCGCAUCUGCCCCAAGAACUCCUGGAAUAACAACCUGGCCGUGCUGGAGUGCCUGCAGGACGUGCGGGAGGCGGACAAUGAGAUUUCUUCAGACUGUAACCAUCUGCUCUGGAACUUCAAGUACAACCUGACGAAGGACAUUAAGUUUGAGUCUGUGGCCAAGGAGAUCUGCAAAUCUACGCUGUCUGCGCUGAAGGAAUGCGCAGAAGAGACCCCUGGGAAGGGUUACGUGGUCUCGUGUCUGGUGGAUCACCGGGGUAAUAUCACAGAAUACCAGUGCCACCAGUACAUCACCAAGAUGACUGCUAUAAUCUACAGUGAUUACCGGCUGAUCUGUGGCUUUAUAGAGGACUGCAAGGCGGAGAUCAACACUCUGAAAUGUGGCAGCAUCCGGCCGGGAGAAAAGGACCCUCACUCUCAGGGGGAGGUGGUCUCCUGCUUGGAGAAAGCCAUUGUAAAGGAGGCGGAGGAGGCCGACUCGCAGACACACUUCUCAGAUAAGUGUAAACAGGCCAUCCUGCGGGUGGCUGAGCUCUCGUCUGAUGACUUCCAUCUGGACAGACACCUCUACUUCGCAUGCCGAGACGACCGCGAACGGUUCUGUGAGACUGUCCAGGCUGGAGAAGGAAGAGUCUACAAGUGUCUGUUCAACCAUAAGUUUGAGGAAUCCAUGAGUGAGCGGUGCCGCGACGCUCUCACUACACGUCAGAAGCUGAUAGCGCAGGAUUACAAAGUCAGUUACUCCUUGGCGAAGUCCUGCAAGGCUGACCUGAAGAAGUACCGCUGCAACGUGGAGAAUCACCCUCGCUCCCGGGAGGCCCGGCUCUCCUAUCUGCUCCUGUGCCUGGAGUCUGCUGUGCACAGAGGCCGCCAGGUGAGCAGUGAGUGUCAGGGAGAGAUGCUGGACUACAGGCGCAUGCUGAUGGAGGAUUUCUCUCUGAGCCCUGAGAUUAUCCUGAGCUGCCGGGGGGAGAUAGAGCAUCACUGCUCGGGGCUGCACCGGAAGGGACGGACUCUGCAUUGCCUGAUGAAGGUGGUGCGCGGGGAGAAGGGGAACGUAGCGGAGAAGUGUCAGCAGGCGUUACAGACACUGGUGCAAGAGACGGACCCCGCAGCGGAUUACCGCAUAGACCGGGCCCUCAAUGAGGCCUGUGAAUCUGUCAUCCAGACUGCCUGCAAGCACAUCCGCUCUGGGGAUCCAAUGAUCCUGUCGUGUCUCAUGGAGCACUUGUAUACUGAGAAGAUGGUGGAGGAGUGUGAGCAUCGGCUGCUGGAACUGCAGUACUUCAUCUCUCGGGACUGGAAACUGGAUCCCGUCCUAUACCGGAAAUGUCAGGGUGAUGCUUCCCGGCUCUGCUAUGCACAUGGCUGGAACGAGACCAGUGAGACUAUGCCGGCUGGAGCCAUUUUCUCCUGUCUGUACCGACAUGCUUACCGCACAGAGGAACAGGGGCGGCGGCUCUCUCGAGAGUGUCGUGCUGAAGUUCAGCGCAUUCUCCACCAGAGGGCGCUGGACGUAAAGCUGGAUCCUGCCAUGCAGGCAAAGUGUAUGACCGAGCUGGGGAAAUGGUGCAACGAGAAGACGGAGACUGGACAGGAGCUGGAGUGUCUGCAGGAUCAUCUGGAAGAACUGGUUGUUGAAUGCAGGGAGAUCGUGGGUAAUUUGACGGAGCUGGAAUCGGAGGACAUUCAGAUAGAAGCUCUUCUGAUGAGGGCGUGUGAGCCCAUGAUCCAGGGAUAUUGCCAUGAGGUGGCCGACAACCAGAUAGACUCCGGAGAUCUCAUGGAAUGCUUAAUCCAGAACAAGCAUCAAAAGGAGAUGAAUGAGAAAUGCGCAGUGGGCGUCACCCACUUCCAGCUGGUCCAAAUGAAAGAUUUCCGUUUCUCCUACAAGUUUAAGAUGGCCUGCAAGGAGGACGUCCUGAAGCUGUGCCCCAACAUCAAGCAGAAGGUUGAUGUUGUCAUCUGUCUCAGUACCACUGUCCGCAACGACACCCUGCAGGAUCUGAAGGAGCAGAGAGUGUCUCUGAAGUGCCGCAGACAGCUCAGGGUGGAGGAGCUGGAAAUGUCAGAGGAUAUCCGCUUGGAGCCAAAGCUGUAUGAUGCCUGCAAGAACGACAUAACGUCCAACUGCCCGAACGUACCCUUUGGAAAUGCCCAGAUCAUUGAGUGUCUGAAAGAGAACAAGAAGCAGCUGAGCCCCUCCUGCCACCAGAAGGUGUUCAAGCUCCAGGAGACGGAGAUGAUGGAUCCAGAGCUGGAUUACACACUGAUGAGGGUCUGCAAGCAAAUGAUCAAGAGAUUCUGCAGCGACACUGACCCCAAGAACAUCCUGCAGUGCCUGAAGCAGAACAAGAACACAGAGACCAUGGAUCCAAAAUGCAAACAGAUGAUCACCAAGCGUCAGAUCACACAGAACACAGAUUACCGGCUGAAUCCUAUACUCCGAAAGUCCUGCAAGGCCGAUAUCCCCAAAUUCUGCCAGAACAUUCUAAAUACUGCCAAAGAUGAUACUGAACUGGAGGGAAAAGUGAUUUCCUGUCUGAAGCUGAAAUAUGCAGACCAGCGGCUGUCUCCAGACUGCGAGGAUCAGAUCCGGGUCAUAAUUCAGGAGACUGCUCUGGACUACCGACUGGAUCCACAGCUGCAGCUUCAGUGCUCCGAUGAGAUUAACACUCUGUGUGGGGAAGAGGCUGCUGCUCAGGAACCUACCGGUCAGGUUGAGGAGUGUUUGAAGAUGAGCCUGCUUAAAAUCAAGUCUCCUGGUUGCAAAAAGGAAGUGCUAAACAUGCUGAAAGAGAGUAAAGCGGAUAUAUUUGUGGAUCCUGUCCUGCACACGGCCUGCGCACUGGACUUAAAACAUCACUGUGCCGCUAUUCCACCGGGCAAAGGGCGCCAGAUGUCUUGUCUCAUCGAAGCCUUACAGGAUAAGAUGGUGCGGCUGCAGCCGGAGUGUAAGAAGAGACUGCAGGACCGGCUGGACAUGUGGAGUUAUGCAGCCAAGGUGGCCCCAGCUGAUGGCUUUUCCGAUUUGGCAGCGCAAGUAAUGACCUCUCCAUCCAAGAACUACAUCCUGUCUGUCAUCAUGGUUGGAGUGUGCGUCCUUUUCUUCGGGGGCCUCCUGUGCGGGCGCAUCACCAAGAGGGUGACACGAGAGAUGAAGGACAGGUAGAGCAGAGGACCCCUCCUAUACCCCUCAGCAAGAGUUUUGAGAAGCAGGGGGUUCUGGGGAGGGAGGGCAGGCCUGUCCAUGUUGUACAGCUCUCUCCCAUGCAGCCCUAUCCCAUCUUCCUCCUCUUCCCCACUCCUUCCAGUGCUGUGGAACCUGGAGGGGUCAAUGGAAGCAACUGCGGUGACUCCUCCACCAAAAUUUCCCCUGUUCUACGCAUCCCAUCUCCCCUGCUUCAGCCAUCCAUCUAGCCCCAUCCUGACUCCUAGAACAUGGUUACUGUAACCAGAGACUUCAGGCCUUCUGUUGCUGCACAGCCCCCUUCUCUCCUAGUGCUGUUACUUUUGUGGACUUUUCUUUUGUUGUUUUGGGUGGGGGGGAGGGAGGGAGAGAGGGAUCUGGGUUUAUUUUACAAUAUGCCUCCUGGAGUUGGAAGCUGUGCCUCAGCCUUGUAACAUUGACACCCCCCACCAUGAGAUCUGGAGGAUGAGCUCUUUCAGACGCUGUCUGAGCCCGGAGGUCUGCAAAGAGGGAUAUCUGCCAACCGCUUGGAUCGUGCGCUGCCAAAACCCUGAACACUCAACUGCUCUCAGACCCACAAAGCUGGGCAGAAGCGUCUCAGCGGACGUGGAAAGUUUUUAAUGGUGCGACCCAACUUCUCAUCGGUUCCACAGAUAGUAUUAAUGUUCCACCGUGGAGAAUGCGGCCAUUUGGGUGGAUGGUCUUCCACGCUGGUAAAGGAAAACCACAAUCCUGUCCACCAGAACCAUACAUCUGCUUUUUAACAUGAAAUGGGUUGUACCCUGGAAGCUGCUCACCUUGCUUUGUCUUAAAAUGAAUUGUUUUAUCCUGCACUCACAUACAUUGUGCAAUGUCUGUUAUUUAUCUGUUCUGCUUUACGUUGUGGUGCAGGCCGUCUGAUCGCUUGAGCUUUUCUGUACAGAGACUGACAAGUAACUGAAUUCGCCCAGCUGUCUGUUUAGCGGUUAGCUGCUCAGGCGUCUGGGGGUUACGCUCUUGGACGGACAAGGCCAUGGCUGCCCCUUCGUCGCGAAGUGAACCCAUUUGGCGGCGAUGGGUGGUCCUGUGGCCGGAAAGUAAAUGGUUUGCGCUAGAUAUUUCCAUUUUGCACUACUGAACUGAACAGCUGAUUCUCACUACUGGAUGCUGAGCAAUAUUACUUGCAACGAAAAGGAGUGUCUUACCUGGCCAUGUUUUGUGUCCCUUCUCCGCCCAGACGGAACCAGUUGUACUCUAUUCUGCAACCCAACACUUCUACUGAUCCGGUAAAAAAUGUGAAUGUCAGACGUGGCUCCCAGGUCCCUAGAUGUGUAGCUGUGGAGUGGGAAUGUAGUCUCUGCAUUUAUAUAGUGCGUGGAUUGUUAAUUUCCUACGAUGACAAGCAGAGAAGUAGUCACCCUUUGUCUUCCAAAAUAGUCCUUUGUCCCUCUGCAUUACUUUCACAGAGGGUCUUCACAGCUCCGGACUGUCUGGAGCUACAUCACAGAUUUCCCCGGAACAUUCUGUAAAUGUCCAGUGCAGGUAUUUCUCCCAGUGUUAAAGGCCUACACCUAGAUGGGAGGUAAUCUUAGCCUGGUCACAUGAGGGUUGCAGUAGACAGUCCCAGCUAUACGCGUCUGUGGCUUACCUGCCUGCUAUUGAUGGUUGAUCCUGCUGGCAUUUGGCAAUGAAGUCUCUCCAUCUCUGGCAGACUGCGAUGAUUGAUUGUAAGCCCCCAUGGUGUAAUGUAAUCACUUCCGCUGUCAUUGUGUAAGAGUUCUCUGGCAACGCCCUUUAGCUCAGUGCAUUGUGGGACUACCAGUGGAAAGUAAUGCGCGCUGUCGCUUCAUUUCUGAUUACUCCCAAAUACGGUCGUUUUAAUAAACCCUUUACACAAUGUUUUGUUUUUUUUCUUUGUCAGCUACAAGAAAUUAUUAGGAUAACGACAUCACUGCACUCAAGACUACAACACUCACUGCACUCCUACCCUUCCCCUCCUAACCUCUCCAGCCAGGACUGCAGCCACAGGCCACAUGUAACCCCAUUAUCUGUUACACCUUCAGUCCCGCGCAAUACACACUGGAGCUAAGCCCAUCCGCACACAGGGAAAGAGACUACGAUUCCAUCGCAAUGUUUUCCCCAUCACAUCCAUUCAUUGAGUACACUUCUUAUUUUUUUUUUCUUUUUGUACAUUUUCUUCUGUGUAUAGAUCAAGUCAUUCUGUUCAAGCUGUGUCCUAAUGAGAUGUUACCGAUGUUAAAGGCAUAAUGUGCUUUUUUUUUUUUUUUCUGUACAGAAAAAUGGGAAGAUUUAAUAAAAAAACAAAUGCCACCUAA
Messenger RNA from Pseudophryne corroboree (corroboree frog), 5869 nucleotides. It is a transcript of the gene GLG1, whose product is annotated as golgi glycoprotein 1. NCBI's taxonomy places the organism in Eukaryota, Metazoa, Chordata, Amphibia, Anura, Myobatrachidae. Gene Ontology annotation, molecular function: fibroblast growth factor binding. The record is from RefSeq and is a predicted model, not a curated record. The coding region runs from base 156 to 3536 and encodes 1126 amino acids. Gene Ontology annotation, cellular component: Golgi membrane. The transcript has 26 exons.